Messenger RNA from Sorghum bicolor (sorghum), 2364 nucleotides. RefSeq names its product wall-associated receptor kinase 2-like. The coding region runs from base 149 to 934 and encodes 261 amino acids. NCBI's taxonomy places the organism in Eukaryota, Viridiplantae, Streptophyta, Magnoliopsida, Poales, Poaceae. The transcript has 3 exons. The record is from RefSeq and is a predicted model, not a curated record. Gene Ontology annotation, molecular function: calcium ion binding.
CCUCCAGGUCGUCCACUUCUCCUUGCUCGACUCCACUGUGCGCGUCGUCCACCAUCACGGCAGCACCCCCGACAUCGAUAACGCCACCGUGAUUUACAAUGGUCACAACCUCAUCAUCUUGAAGGAUGGCAGCCAUCACGUCGGCCUGAUGGCCGACGUUCGCCUCCCAGACAUCGGCGACCCCUAUGUGCUGUCCACCAGGAACGAGCUCAUCGUCCUCUCCGGGUGGGACGUGCGUGCUACCCUCCACGGGGAUUACAAAAAUGGCAGCAGCAGCAGUAACAACACCGACAUUAUCAUCAGCCGAGCUGCCUGCAAAUCCGGCGGAACACAACAAACUCAACGUGGAUUCUGCUCUGGCCACGAUGGCUGCUGCCAUGCUCCAAUCUCUGCAGGCAGCACGCCCAAGAAAAUUGAAUUCCAAGUGCUCAAUAAGAACAUCAGUCGUCGUCAGUUUGGUGGUUAUGAUUGGCCGUUAAACUACGCAUUGGUGUUCAUCUCAAAUGUGGGGAUAGAUGAGUGGCACAAGAUCUUCAACAUGACUGGAUCCACCAGUCACGUGUCAUCUCCCAUUCUUCUUCAAUGGGCCGUUAAGCAAGGCUUGCCAGAGCCUGCUGCCGACAACUCAGGCAAGUGCCAAUCGGACGUGGUCCGCCGCCUUUGCAAGAGCGAGCACAGCGACUGCCGGCAAGAGAAUGGAGGCUAUACGUGCCACUGCUCCAAGGGAUACGAUGGCAACCCUUACGUCGCCGAUGGAUGCAAAGAUAUUGACGAGUGUAACAACCUAGCGCUACGCAAUACAUGCUUGGACUUGGGCGGCUCCUGCUUCAAUUACCCUGGAGGCUACGAGUGCCAGUGCCCGAUCGACCGGAAUGCACGGCAACGUUUAUCAGCCCGGCGGCUGCAUCGUCGUCAAGAAGUCGGCAACACGUGAGAAUCUCAUGUCCCUCCUACAUGAUCCUUCUGUUGACAUGGUUUAAUUAUUGGUUUGUCAGCUGCUAGUGGCCCAGCACUCCUAUUGGUUCUGGGUAUAUGGUUCCUACUCCGCAAGCUUAAACAACGCAGGAUAAAAUUACUUAAACAGAAGUACUUCAAGCAAAACCGUGGGCAACUGUUGCAACAGCUAUUGUCCCAAAAGGCAGACAUUGCGGAAAGGAUGAUAAUACCAUUGGAUGAGCUAGCAAAGGCCACAAACAACUUCGACAAAGCUCGUGUCAUUGGUGGUGGAGGGCAUGGUACUGUUUACAAAGGAAUCCUAUCAGAUCUACAUGUGGUGGCCAUCAAAAAGUCAAAGAUUACCCUCCAGAAAGAAAUAGAUGAGUUUAUAAACGAGGUGGCAAUUCUCUCACAGAUCAAUCAUAAGAAUGUGGUAAAACUCUUGGGAUGCUGCCUAGAGACUGAGGUGCCAUUGUUGGUGUAUGAGUUUAUUCCCAAUGGGACCCUUGAUCAGCAUCUUCAUAUUGAAGAACCAAAAAGGUCACUAUCAUAGAGCAACAGGUUGAGGAUCGCAACUGAAAUAGCUACUUCUCUUGCCUAUCUUCACUCCUCAGUUUCAAUCCCAAUAAUCCAUAGAGACAUCAAAUCUGGUAACAUACUUCUUGAUGAUACAAUGACAUCAAAGAUAUCUGACUUUGGAGCUUCGAGAUACAUUCCAAUAAACAAAACAGAAUUGACAACAAGAAUACAGGGAACGUUUGGAUACUUGGAUCUAGAGUGCUUUCAAACUGGUCGGCUUACCGAGAAAAGUGAUGUUUAUAGCUUUGGUGUAAUUCUCGUGGAGCUGCUCACCCGGAAGAAACCAACUUGUCCACAUUUGUCAAAUGAAUAUGGUGGCCUUGUUCCACAUUUUCUCAAUCUACUUGCCUCUAGAAACCUUGCCCACAUCAUAGAUCCACAAGUUCUAGAGGAAGGAGGCACAGAGGUGCAAGAAGUUGCUAUGCUUGCAGCAUCCUGUAUAAACUUAAGAGGUGAAGAAAGGCCAACAAUGCGGCAGGUUGAGGUUACAUUGGAAGGACUUCAACAACGUUCCAACAAAAUGUACAAGAAAGAUGAUAUGGUCACUAAGGAAUUUGAGAAUGCUAGCAUUGGAGCAAACUAUUCAUCAUGGACUAAAGAAGGGCACAAAUUUGAGGAAUCAAGUAGAAGAUAUAGUAUGGAGCAAGAGAUGGUGAUGUCAGCGAGGUAUCCUAGAUAACAUAGCUCUGUGUUGUGUUUAUUAUCACAAUGGAUAAGUUAACUUCUCCUUACUAGUAUUUUUUAUGCAUGAUGAUUCAACUGUAUUGUUCACAUGAUUAUGAUGUAUCAUCAGUUAUAAAUAUAACUAUAUACCAGAUCAGGUCAAAGUUGGUUGAUUUCUUAUCUUAA